Messenger RNA from Dentiscutata erythropus, 681 nucleotides. NCBI's taxonomy places the organism in Eukaryota, Fungi, Glomeromycota, Glomeromycetes, Diversisporales, Gigasporaceae. The record is from the annotation of a GenBank genome assembly.
AUGUCAGGAGAACCGUCAACCGGCACCCAUAUGGCAAUUUCAAGUAAUUCGUUCAACGAUCCUCCACCAUCUUUUGCCGAGUCUCAAAGGCAGAAAUAUCUUCAAAAUGAUCAAAAUACUGCAAGGAUACAAAUUCCGGAAACUCCAAUUAAUGAAACGAUGUUAAAAUCUACUUCAACUCCGUCUCGGACUCCAAACCUAAGUAAUUCUUGGGAAUUUGCUGGUUCUCCUGAACCUUUAAAAUCAAAACCUAUUUUACUCGGUGAAUGGCGUGCUACUAGUAUAUCCGGAAAUGAUCUUGUUGCAUCAGUUCUUUAUACUAUUGGAAUAUGUACGACUGUAGCUGGAAAAUUCGCUCCCUUAUCAUUGUUGAUAAUUUCGAUUAUCCUUUACCCAUACAAAAAUAUUAUGAACGAAAUUGGUACCGCCUUACCUUUAAAUGGUGGCUCUUAUAAUGUCCUCUUAAAUACGUCUUCAAAAUGGUUUGCAUCGGUUGCUGCUGCUUUAGAGUUAUUAGAUUAUGUGGCAACAGCUGUUGUUAGUGCUGCAACUGCUGCAUCUUACCUUUCCGGCGCUUUGAAUUUGUCUAAUUCUGUCAUGUUUUGGCUUACUAUUGGCAUUAUGGUAUUAUUUGCUGGCAUUGUAAUGUUAGGACUCCGGGAAUCUUCUAAUGUCGCUUUU